Messenger RNA from Anopheles bellator, 4438 nucleotides. It is a transcript of the gene bsf, whose product is annotated as leucine-rich PPR motif-containing protein, mitochondrial. Gene Ontology annotation, molecular function: protein binding. NCBI's taxonomy places the organism in Eukaryota, Metazoa, Arthropoda, Insecta, Diptera, Culicidae. The coding region runs from base 1 to 4254 and encodes 1417 amino acids. The transcript has 5 exons. The record is from RefSeq and is a predicted model, not a curated record.
AUGGCCUCGAUUCUGCGAUCGAGCAAAUUUGUGCGCUAUUUCGCCGGCUUUGCGCGAAAUGUGGUUUUCAAUACAGCUCGGGAAACCGAAAGCAGCCUCGUGCAGCAAACGCAAUGUCUGUGCGGUAAUUUCACAAGUGGGUUUGCAACGGCUGCAGCAAGCAGUAAAAGUGGACUGGAUCGUUCGUUGAAGCGUUUGGACGAAGAUGUGCGCAGAUCGGGUCGAAUAUCACGGCGCGAUCUGGAGGAGGUGUUGGAGGAGAUUCGCACCAAUCGCUCGGCUAGUAGUGCUCAGUCGCUUCUGGUUAUCCGGUGUUGUGGCAAUCUGGUUCCAGAAGAGCUUCCAGAAGUGCGCACGGCUUUGGUGCAAGAGAUAUGGAAAACCUUGAAGCGGCUGAACGUGGCCAUGGACGUGUCCCAUUACAAUGCUCUGUUGCGUGUGUAUCUGGACAACGAGCAUCCCUUUUCUCCGACGGAAUUUUUGGCCGAACUUCAAUCGAACGGCAUCGAACCAAACCGAGUCACGUUCCAGCGGCUAAUCUCGCGCUACUGCCAGCAGGGCAACAUCGAAGGUGCCACCAAAAUAUUGGAGUACAUGCGCGAGAAGCAGCUGCCGGUGAAUGAGUAUGUGUUUAACGCGCUCAUUAUGGGUCACUCGCAGGCGGAUGAUCUUGAGUCGUCCACUGGCAUCCUGGCGGUGAUGUCGCAAGCUGGGCUGCAACCUUCGGCCGAUACUUACACUACUCUGUUGUGCGGUUACGCACGUAAAGGCGAUAUUGAGUACAUUACAAAAACGAUCGACAGUUGCGAGCAGAAGGAAAUCUUCCUCCUCGACAAAGACCUUCUGGAAAUUGUGUAUGCGCUCGCCACGAACGGCCACCCGGAAAAGGUGGAUCCGUUGCUGGAGCGAAUUCGGCGCCAGGCAGGUUACAACCAGGAUGCGGUUAAUGUGAUUUUGCGUCUUAUCAACAAUGGCCAGGAAGAGGUGGGCUUGAAGUUGCUGCGUACAAUGCCACGGGCAGCGAAAAACGACGGCGAACUGGCCAACACAGGGAGCUUUUUGAUACGACAGCUGGUGCGGGCGCAGCGGCCUUCUGAACGUUUGAUUGCCAUAUGUCGAGAGCUGCAGGAAGGUGGCAUGAACGAUCGAGCCCUACUGAUCGCACUAGAGACAGCACUUAAGAGUGGUGCGGUUGAGACAAGUUUCGCGUUGCUUGAGGAACUGGUUGCCCAGCAGCAACCGAUUCGGCAACACUUUUUCUGGCCCCUUCUGUGUGCCAACAGCACGAAGAUGUCGAAGGAAGCGCGCACGGAGCAAGUGCUGCAGGUUUUGCGGCAGAUGAGCGAAAAGUUCAACCUCAAUCCGAGCAGCGAAACGAUCCGCGAAUAUGCUGUUCCCAAUCUUCCGGUAACCAACAGCGAGCUCAGCAUCCAGUUGCUCCGAAGUGCCGGUAUUUCGCCAGCAGUAGCCAGCAGCAGUUGUGCGUACUAUGCUCUGGAGAGCAACAAACUAAAAGAAGCCGCCAAUAUUGCUUCGCGCUACCGUGCGUACUAUCCUCCGGGAGUUUUCCGGAAGCCGUUAGUGCAGGCUUUUCAUCAAACACGAGACUACGAUUCUUACGUACGCUUCUCGCGAGCCCUUUACGAUGGGCUCAAGCGAUCGCGCACGUUGGAGGAAGAGAAUGAUCAGCAAAGCGGUAGCGGAAGCACCAGUAUCGAAGCACUGCAGGCAGAUACAUUGGGUUGCAUGAUCUAUGAUGUCCUGACAACGUUUAAAAGCGAACGAACCGAAGCAAUACAACGCAUUCUUACCGGUUUUGUUAAUCAGGGCCUGUCAAUCAGUGGUGCAAUGGCAGAGAAAAUUCAGGAACGUAUGGGCAGUGAGAUGACGGCAGAAAUAUCAUCGAUGCUCUCGAAGCUCGCUGCCGGGGAUCUUGAGCCAAUCGAAGUGGAACGCCCAGUGGCUGGAGGAUCAUUCCGUCAGAGGCCACCGUCGGCUAAUUUGUCCGUGCCUCAGCUGGAGCGCUUGAUCGGCGAGCUGGAGAGUCGUAAGGAGAAUGCGAAUGGGUUGAAAUCGCAAUUGAUUCGCGCAGCCGUUCGAUCGAACGAUACGGCCAAAGUGAGUGAAGUGCUGCAGAAGUUGGAGAGUGAAAACUACGUCGUAAGUCCAGGCAUUUACGGACAGAUGAUUGAACUGUACGCCACCAGUGGCAAGCUCGAGGAGGCGUUCGAUUUGCUGCAGCGCGUAAAAGCCAAACAGCCCGACUUUGUGCUCGAUCGGAUUAAGGUUGUACGUGUUGCCCAAGGGCUGUUGGAAGCGGAACGUUUCGAGGAUGCGCUACGUUUCUUACAGGACAAUGCUCCACAGGAAGUAGCACAAAGUGUGGAUGCGGAGCAAACGGAAGAGGUGGAUUUCGUGUACAAUAGUGCAUGCUGGCGGUUGCUGAACAUUCUCGCCGAAAAGGGUAACGUACAGCAAGUUGGCGCCCUGUUCGAUCAUCUGAUCACGCAGCGCUUCAUCAAACCGCAGAACAUUUUCCUCGGCUCUCUGAUCAAAGUGCACCUGGUGCGUGAUGAUCUGCCGAGUGCAAUGAAUGCAUUCGAGCAGAUCUGCAACCAGCAUCAUAUGACGCCAUGGAAAACGGACCUGACCUGUCGGUUGAUACAAGCCGAAGAUGCCGCCAACUUGCAGCGUCUGACGGAUCUAAGCACAGAGGUACACGGCGAGGUUAACAGCUUGUAUGAUCUUGUGUUUGCAUUCGUCGAUUGUGGUCGCAUUCGGCAAGCGAGAAAAAUUCUCGAAACUCCUGGGUUGCGUACGCGAUACCAGCGUAUUCAGUCGGCUUGCGAACGGUACCAGCAAGAAGGUAAAACGGCCAGUCUGGAAGGACUGAUGGAAGCGACCAAGGACCUUAACCAUAUCGAUCGCAGCGAAAUCUAUCACAAAUUGCUGCAAAGCUACAUCACCGAACGAGAUGCGGACAAAUCGCUCGGACUUUGGACACGAAUGCAGGAGGAAAAUGUCGCACCUUCCGACGCUUUUCUUGCCGAACUGGGCGGAUUUUUGAGUUCAAACGGUUACGAAGUACCGUUUGCCGUGCCCGAUCUAAAAGAAUCUAGAUCUUCGACAACGCAGAAAGUCGGUGGCACUCCGCAAGCCCAAAGUGCUGCCCCUCCGAAACGUGCCCAACCCGUGCUGUCGGCACCUCUACGGGAAUUUAAGCAAGCGAUCAAAUCACAUAAUCUGGACCGCAUUCUAGACGCGUAUGAAAAGGUGGAUUCCAGAGAAAAACUGAACCUUACGGAGCAAUCGGCCGUCAUCGACGCCCUGAUUAAUCGCGACCGUCUCACAGAAGCCACGAAGCUGGUGAUGAAUAUCCUGGAGCAGAAACUUUUCCCCAUUCCGCGCACGUUCAAAUUUUUCCUCAACAAACUGGCCCUGACGGGAGAUGUGGAGACGUUUGAUCGUAUCUCAUCCCUCAUCUCCGAUGACCUGAAACGACAGGUUUCGUUCGAUAAUCGACUUUGUCACGCCAACGUAGCCGGUGGUAACGCUGAUCAGUACCUGCGGCGCUUGGAGCAAGAAGCUGAGAAGAUUAAGGACAAGGAAGAAGCUGUUGUGGCGGUGAAACACUUCCCAGUGGGUGGUGCUUCUUGCAUUCUCACGGAACGUCCGGAACUGCACGAUCGUUACAUGCGUCUGGCUGAAAGUUACGCCAAGUGGAACCUGCUAGCACCGAUCAAUGCCCUCUGGAUACACUACUUUAUCGCCGGCGAAAUGGAGAAAGCGCGCACGGUUUGGGAUCAACAUCUGGCCCCCAGUCCACGCAUAAUGUUCCAGAAGGUGAUUCAAGUGGCACGCGACACCAAGAACGAUGCAAUGUGCCGGCGUUUGCUCGACCAUUUGCAGGGCUCGAAGGUGUCGGAGAAGGGCAAGGGUUUGAUCUACAGUUGCCUGAUUGACACACUUGUCGCGAAGCAACAACCGGAAGAGGCUUUGGCUGCGCUGGAAGCUGGACUGAAGGAAACUUGUCUCGAGAAUGUUAACCGAACGGCUCUGCGGCGUUUGAGCGAUGCCCUGGCGGCGAAGGGUAAAGCUUUCCCCCACACCAUUCCGGCGCGGAAUACCAAGGCACAGGAACCAUCGUCCACUAGCAGCAGCGACAGCGACAGCGAGAGCAGUAGCGACGAGGAGGCGAAAAAGCGAGUGACACAACCCGACAGCACCAAGCCAGUGAGCGAAAAACCAGCUUAAGUGCUGACCCCUCGAACGUUAGUGUGAAUUUAAGUGUUUAAGAGUAAGUAACCAACCAAACAGAAAGCCAGUCACCAUUAGACGGAAGAACGCAUAUGAGUCGAAUGAACGAUAGUUUUGAAUUUCUUAGAAGCGCAAUUGGUGUGCCCAUUGAAACAGUAUCCAGUGGAGUAGAGUUUAAUAA